Colias croceus (clouded yellow) is the source of this 804-nucleotide messenger RNA. RefSeq lists its product as uncharacterized. NCBI's taxonomy places the organism in Eukaryota, Metazoa, Arthropoda, Insecta, Lepidoptera, Pieridae. Bases 1 to 804 code for a protein of 267 amino acids. The transcript has 3 exons. The record is from RefSeq and is a predicted model, not a curated record.
AUGUACCAGGCGACUAUGCGUUUAUCAGGGAAGAAGAGCUAUUCAAAAAGACCACUUAAGAAUAAGGAAGGCCAAUUCGUAGUGACUUCUGAAGGACAGCUGCGACGCUGGACUCUUGAUAUCAACGCAGCACCGCCGAAUGAAAGAGAGGUAGAAAGUGUAAUCCAGUCACUCAAAAACGGCAAGGCACCUGGAGCGGACCUCAUCACAGCUGAAAUGCUGAAAGCAGAUAUUGAAACUGCAGUCAAAUACCUAACGCCCUUGAUACAAAAAAUGUGGAAUAGCGAAGAGUUACCAGAAGAUUGGAAUAAAGGAGUGCUUGUAACAGUUCCGAAAAAAGGAGACCUCAGCAACUGCAACAAUUGGAGAGGAGUACGUCAAGGAUGUUUGCUCUCACCUCUGCUCUUCCUUAUUGUCUUAGAUGGCAUUAUGCUUGAUACCACUGUCAACAACCGCCGCGUUAUUGAAUGGGGUUUGACUGACACUCUCGAGGACUUAGAUUACGCAGACGAUCUCUGUCUGUUCAGUCACACCCGUGAGGAUAUGCAAGCCAAGCUUAAUGACCUACAGCGAGAAGCUACAAAGAGGGGCCUGAAGGUAAACACUCGCAAGACGCAAGAGAUGAGGUGUGGCGAAACGAGCUCGCAGCCGCUUCGUAUUGAUUCCGAGUGUGUAGAGCGCGUGAACCAAUUCACCUACCUUGGAAGCGUUGUGACAGAGAACGGUGGUACGGAAGAAGACAUCGUUUCAAGCAUAGCCAAAGCCAGGGCAAUACAUUCUUUCUUCUUCUUACCGUUAUUCUAA